This is a messenger RNA of Camelina sativa (false flax), 1669 nucleotides long. RefSeq names its product guanylate kinase 1. The record is from RefSeq and is a predicted model, not a curated record. Gene Ontology annotation, biological process: purine nucleotide metabolic process. Gene Ontology annotation, cellular component: cytosol. Lineage: Eukaryota; Viridiplantae; Streptophyta; Magnoliopsida; Brassicales; Brassicaceae. Gene Ontology annotation, molecular function: GMP kinase activity.
GGCAGCUUCGCCUACACCUAGACAGAGACUCGAUCAUCUCCCAAGUUGUCUCCUUUUAUAAUCCACACAAAACAGUAUAUUCAAAUAAGGAUUACAAAUCGAGACAAAACUUUGGAGAAGAUCGAAUCUUUUUUAAACUACAAUAAACAACUCUGCGCUUUAUUUCUCAUUCAAGAAACCUUUGAAUUGUUUCCUGCAAUCCCAUUAAAAAAAAAAAAAAAAGCCUUCGUCUUUAUCUCUUAUUUCAGGGUGUUCAUUCUCGAGUGCCAUUGCUCAGGCUGUGUUGUUGUUCUUCUUGGAGGCAUAGAAUUAUCUCUAUGGGAGAAGCUCCAGCUUUUCAAGUGGAUCAUCUGGAGAACGGACACUCCCAUGGCGUCGGUGUAAAAUCUGAAACCAAUAACACUGAGAUAUCAGUCGAUAUCGGUGAUCGAACAUUUGUGAUUGGUGGAAAUCAUGAAAGGAACACUUUUUCCAUUGGGGUUCGAAUUCAUGACAAGAACAGUAACAACUGGUUUAGUCCUAUUGUGCUUGGGACAGGUCCUAAGCCCAGCAAGGGGUACUCCGCGUCUGUUCUUAAACAAGGUCGGAUUUUGGUUAUUAAGAGAGGUUCACCUUGCAAUGACUCCAUCUGGUUCCUCGAGGUAGAUAGUCCUUAUGUGCGAGAACAGAAGAAAUUACUAAAGAAGGAAGUUGUUGCUUGGAGUAAAGGUGUCAGAGGCAAUGCUGAGAAGCCUAUUGUUAUAAGCGGUCCUUCUGGAGUUGGAAAGGGAACGCUUAUCUCAAUGCUUAUGAAGGAGUUUCCUUCAAUGUUUGGGUUCUCAGUGAGCCACACAACUCGAUCUCCGAGGUCUAUGGAGAGAGACGGUGUUCAUUAUCACUUUGCUGAUAAAAAAGUUAUGGAGAAAGAAAUCAAAGAUGGAAGGUUUCUUGAGUUUGCUUCUGUUCACGGUAAUCUCUAUGGAACCAGCAUUGAGGCCGUUGAGGUGGUAACAGAUUCAGGAAAGAGAUGUAUUCUCGACAUUGAUGUUCAAGGGGCAAGGUCUGUGAGAGCGAGUGCUCUUGAUGCAGCAUUCAUAUUCGUAUGUCCACCUUCUAUGAAAGAGCUUGAAGAUCGGCUCCGUGCUAGAGGAACCGAGACAGAGGAGCAAAUUCAAAAGCGGCUUAGAAAUGCUGAGGCAGAGAUCAAAGAAGGGAAAUCGUCAGGCAUUUUUGGUCUUAUGUUGUAUAAUGACAACCUCGAGGAAUGCUAUAAAAAGCUCAAGAAACUCUUGGGACUAGAUGGAGUCUCUCUUGUCAAUGGGGUAGAAAUAGAAGGGAUCAAUCUUCCCACCGAGCACACAGUAUCCAAAAUGGAAGAUAAGAUCAUUGUUCAAGAAACAGGAAAAGAAACUAGGAACAAAAUUGUGUUGGACUUAUCUUCGCUAAAUGGAGGGGCACCGGGUAGAACAAGGGGGAUUCUUGUCGACACCAUUAAGUUUUAAGCUGACAAAACAUAAAACUGUUAUUUCAUUCAUUACAGAGCCGUUUUCCCUUGGAUUAGAUAAGACAUUCAAAGAGUUUAAGUGAACGAUGAUGAUGGUAACUAAAGAGUUUGGGAUGUUGAUGAUAUUGUUCGUUGUAAUUUGGAUUGACAAGAAUCGAAGAAUCAAAUUUGAAAUUCUUUUAGAUG